Odontomachus brunneus is the source of this 4032-nucleotide messenger RNA. RefSeq lists its product as uncharacterized. Gene Ontology annotation, biological process: calcium ion import across plasma membrane. The coding region runs from base 1 to 3177 and encodes 1058 amino acids. The record is from RefSeq and is a predicted model, not a curated record. NCBI's taxonomy places the organism in Eukaryota, Metazoa, Arthropoda, Insecta, Hymenoptera, Formicidae. Gene Ontology annotation, cellular component: plasma membrane. The transcript has 5 exons. Gene Ontology annotation, molecular function: stretch-activated, monoatomic cation-selective, calcium channel activity.
AUGCGUCGGGACUAUUACGACGGGCACGAGGAGGACCGUAGCGACGACGACGACGACGACGACGACGACGACGCGCGUGUUAGUGUUGCGGGUGUACGCUCGGGUGAUGGUCCGCGCGACGACUACAAACACGAAGACGCGUUUCGCGAGGACUACAUCCGCGCCGAGGAGAAGAAGGAGGUGGUGGACGCGGUCAGUCGCGUCGGUGUAUCGAACGGUGCUGGCGAGGCAUCGUCAUUUUCGUCGUCCGCCGGGAGAAAACGUCAACGUGAACGCGUCGAUGACGGUUACGGUCAUGAUUGUCCGACAGUGGACGAGCAGUUCCACGGGCGGGAACGAAGGAGAAAGAGGAGGAAGAGGAGUGCGGGUGGAGAGAACAACGAGAGGAGACGAGGAGGAGGAGGCGGCGACGACGGCGGAUCAGGGAACCGCGAGGGUGUCGGAGUCGACAAGCCGCGUAGUACGCACAGGAGCUACUACAGGCUACUCCUCUUCGUGCUGUACCUUCUAGCGUGGCCCUUGCUGUGCUCGACCAGUGCCUCGGGUCACCUCGCCUCGACCUUCGCGCAGAACCCGACCCUCGCGCACGCCAAGAACCCCGCGCAGCGUAACGCCACACCGUUGUACACCAACCUGUUUUCGUCGUCGACGGUCGUCGUGCACCAACACCAGCAACCGCAACAAUAUGUUCAGGGUAGCGAUUACAAUACAGACGACAGCGAGCGUCAUCGUCAUCACCAGGAGCAGCCAAAGCAGCAGCCGCAACAGCAGCGACAGCAGCAAGAACAGGCAUCACAAGAGCCAAGGCAGCAGGAAAGGAAGGAGAAGCGGGAGCAGGUGGAUCAAGAGUCCGAGGUUUGGGACCCUCAUGAGGAAUACAUCUGGGAGGUGAACCAGCUGAAUCCUUGGCUGUCGGCCUGCGACCUGGCGGGACCAGCGCCGGCCGAUCUUCAGGGUAGCUGUGGUCCACCGGAGGUGCCGAAGAACUGCCCGCUGCCGUGCGCCACGACGUCGCGGGACGUUUUCCGCGAGGUAAUCGACGGGUCGAGAGUCAGCGGCGACGCGAGCACGACGACGAUGUCGUCGUCGGCGACCACGACGACGACCACGACGACGAGAACGACGUCGACGAUGACGAGGACGACGAUAAAGACGAAGACGAAGACGGGGGUCGAGAGCGGCGAUCGACAUGGAGCGUAUACCGAGGAGGCGGGCGUACGGACGGCCCCGGAACAGUGCCUUUUUUAUCUCGAGGAGUCGCACAAGAGGGACAUCUGUCGGGACGAUUUCGGCCGGGCCAGUACGCGAAGUUUUUUAACCCCAAGGGAGAAUCGAUAUUGGUUCAUGAGCGGGUUGCGUCUGCGGCAUUGCUGCGAGCACGCGGUGGUCAACGCCCUGGCGCCCGGCAAGGGCGGCCCGCUCAACGACGUGCUAAACGGUGGCCUCAAGUGCGCCGAUGCCCUGGACAAGCUGUUGCUCGUCGAUGCCCUGGCCGCGAGGCUGCAUUGCGAGUUCGAGGAGGUACUGGCGCGCUACGAUUGCGCCCAGCCGUACUCCGUCAUCCACAACUGCACCCAUUGCAAGGAGGCGUAUAGAAAAUGGGUGUGCAGCUCCCUGGUGCCUUACUUUGCUCACGGGGGACCGAUGGACGCGAAAAGCCUGGGGGGCAGCUGGACCGGCACCAGAUUAAGGCCCUGCCGAUCCAUCUGCCAGUCCGUGGAGCAACGUUGUCCCUACUUACUUCCGGGCGAUCGUGCCCCCGCGUACCCCACGCAAUACGCCGGUGAACCCACCUUUCUUUGCAGAGACCCGAACAUCCCCGAGACCGGCGGGCAGGCCGCGAGGGCGUUGCACAACAGCGAUGACGACGAGUGCUGCUUCCACGUGUGCUCCGAGGACGCGCCAGGAUCGGGUAUCUGCGCCAACUGUACAGAGCCAUGGAAACAUGGCAGGGUCCACGACCCCUCGACGGCGCCCCACUGCGAGAUCAACAUCCCUCAGGCUGGUUUUACAGGUGAACAGAAUACGGACUCGCAGGCGGGCCAACCGGAAGUGACUACGGAUCGCGGACUGGUCGACGGCGACGGCGACGGCGACGACGACCAGGACACCGACGGCGCUUCCUCAUCCACCACCAUCACUCCGACGUCAUCGACGACCGUGGGCCAGCAGGACACGUCGUUCUGCGGCAGCGGCCGCAUCGGCUCGAUACCGAGCGCGUCCUCUCUCGGCCGAUCGACCCCGCCAGUCGUCCUUCAACUCCUUUGGCUCUUUUGGAUGAUCUUGAUCUUCUUGUCUGGUAACGGAGCGCUACGCAACAACAGCCUCGUGAGCUCCUUCGCUCUGCUCCGGCUGAUCGGCUCCUCGUGCUUGCUUCUGAGAACGCGCCUCGGUCUCGAGGGUGGUAGUCUGCGUUUCGCUUUCUUCGGAUCGCGCGCGGCCAAAAUCGCCGUAGUGCGUAGCUUGCUGUUCGUCCUCGGGAUGUCGCGGAGAGCGGUGAUGAAAUGCCGUCGUCGUGGGUGGUGGUGGUGGAGGUCCUGGAGGAGAUCCAGCAGCCGACACUUCCGCUGGAAAUCCCGACUGAAGGAGGAGGAACGCCGUCCUCGAGUCCUCCGGCGAUUUGGAGGUCGAGCUCGGGGUCGCGCGCGCCUCGACCACAAGGACCCGGCGAGAGUUCCCGUCGCGAUGCCUCGCGGGAUCUCGAGGAGGAUCACGAGGAGUCGUCGGUGGGAAAGGUACAGGUGGUGCAGUUCGCGCGGCGCCGACGAUCCCGGCAGUUGUCGUUGCCGGCGAAAACCGCGACCUCCGACUGCCGACAAGAGGACUCCCGACGUCGCGUUCUGGCGAUCCGUCCUGCGCGACGCGUCCAUUUCGAUUCUCGGGUUGUCCCCGAAGCUCGCGGCGUGUUCGCGUCGGUUUCGCGACUGGUGGUGCUGGUGGUUGUGGCGUUGGUGGCGGGAGUGCCGGGAUACGGAGCCGCGGGACGCGUUCGUGUCCUCGCGGAGGAAGGAUUGCACGGCGGUUUGCGGAACGCGACGGCGACGAGGAAGAAGAAGAAGAAGAAGAAGCAGUAGCAGCAGAAGAAGAAGAAGAAAGAGAAGACGGGGUACUUCCGGAUUACUCGAGAGGGACGUCGCGUGUUCCGCCAAGUCGACGUCGAGGAAGGACCCGCCAUAAAAUGGCUUGCCUCGCUUUCCUGAAUACGCAGGAUCGUACGGGUUUUUUUCUAUCGCGGCAGCCGCGAGCUUUCCCUCGCGGUGCCGACACUCGAGAAGCACACAGGGUCGAUGAUCGUCGCGGAGCACGAGGAUCGCGCGGGCCCGAUCGACACGAGAGAAAGAGAGAGGGGGGAGGAAGAAAGAGAGAGAAACAGAGAGAGGGGCGACGUCGAACAGCCGAGAGCGAGCACACGCAGAAUGUCCUCAGAAAGGACGUCAGCGGAUAGAAAACACCACCAUCUCGUGCCGCGUGAGGAACGACGCCGACGGCGGGAGGCAACGGCUGAGGGUCGACGAAGGAUUCGAGGUGCGAGAGCGGAAACGCGGUCGGCGGUCUCGUCGAAGGCGAUUUGAGCGAUCCCGCAGGUUGGAGCAAACGAGGGGAUAAGGGAGAAAACAGGCGAAACGACAAAAACAGCAAACACAUAAAUCAUCAACAACCGAGAACGAAGGAAACGUAAUGUCUAGCGUUAAUAAUAAUGAUAAUAAUACAAUAAUAAUGAAUACAACAAAAUAAAAUAAUGAAUAAAUAAAUAAUAAUAGUUAAUAAUAAUAAUGAAAUAAAAAAUGAUUAUUAAAUAAUGGAGUAAUAAACGGUAUAAAUAAAUAAAUAAAUAAAUAAAAUAAAUAAAUAUAUAUAUAUAAAAAGAGAGAGAGAAACACGAUCGAAGAGUAAUGUCUAAAGUAAACGAUAGAAUGAUAACGAUACAAUUAUUAUUAUUAUUAUUAUUAUUAUUACACAUUAAAUUGCGUUAUACACAAAGCGAGUGAGAGAGAGAGAGAGAGAGAGAGAGAGAGAGAGAGAGAGAGAGAG